This is a messenger RNA of Magallana angulata, 2022 nucleotides long. Its product is annotated as serine/arginine-rich splicing factor 6-like. The coding region runs from base 99 to 983 and encodes 294 amino acids. The transcript is spliced from 8 exons. NCBI's taxonomy places the organism in Eukaryota, Metazoa, Mollusca, Bivalvia, Ostreida, Ostreidae. Gene Ontology annotation, biological process: alternative mRNA splicing, via spliceosome; mRNA splice site recognition. Gene Ontology annotation, cellular component: nucleus; cytoplasm; ribonucleoprotein complex. Gene Ontology annotation, molecular function: mRNA binding. The record is from RefSeq and is a predicted model, not a curated record.
AAAAAAAAAGCAUGCAACGCUUCCAUGUUUUAAGCGUGGGACUGACGUUGAUUAGAGCAAGGGACACGUACUGAAAACUUCCACUUGCAAGAAACAGAAUGGGAACCCGUGUUUACAUAGGAAGAUUAUCCCAUCAUGCCAGAGAAAGAGAUGUUGAAAGAUUUUUCAAAGGAUAUGGACGGUUACGGGAUGUUAUGUUGAAAAAUGGAUAUGGCUUUGUUGAAUUUGAAGAUUAUCGUGAUGCAGAUGAUGCUGUCUACGAACUGAAUGGAAAAGAUCUGGCUGGUGAAAGAGUGAUCGUAGAGCAUGCACGUGGAGGUCCUCGCGGAGACGACAGAAGGAAUAGUUACCGUGACUACCCUCCAGCCCGCAGGAGUCGUGGGGGCGGUGGAAGAGACAAUCGUGCUUCCAACAGGUACGGACCACCUACCAGAACAGAAUAUAGGUUGAUUGUUGAAAACCUGAGUUCUCGGGUCAGCUGGCAGGACCUGAAAGACUACAUGAGACAAGCAGGGGAGGUCACGUAUGCCGACGCCCACAAGGAACACAAAAAUGAAGGCUCCCUUUCCUUUGACAGAAUUGUGGAAUUUGCCUCUUACUCUGACAUGAAGAAUGCCGUAAGCAAGUUGGAUGGAACAGAAAUCAAUGGGAGGAAGAUCAAAUUGGUAGAAGACAAACCAAAACGCAGCAGCAGACGCAGAAGUAUCAGUAGAAGUGCCUCUAGAUCCAGAAGUAGGUCAAGGUCACGACGUAGGUCUAGGUCAGGCAGUAGGUCAAGGAGUCGCAGCAGAAGCCGCAGUAGCCGCAGCAAGUCCAAGUCCAAGUCUAAGUCACCAGCACGCAAGUCCAGAUCUAAGUCCAGGUCCAAAUCCAGAUCCAGGUCCAAGUCCCCAUCUAAGUCCAAGUCUAAGUCCAGGUCUAGGUCAAGGUCAAAGUCUCGUUCCCCAAGUCCUGGAGACAAGGACGAUAAGGAUGAGAACUAGUGUUAUUUAACUCAAGGAACUCAAAGUUAGAGUAUCCUAAAAAGUUGUAAAGUAACAUUGUAAAUAGGAGAACACAAGAAUCUUCAAAGAUAAUUACAAGUAUAACCGAAAAACUAAGUGAUAGGAUAACGAUUUAAAAAUCUUGGUUUUUACCUUCAUGUAUGUUCAGUAUGUGUUUGAUAAUUUUGUUUAGAUACAUUGCAUAUUAUUGUCCAUUGAUAAAAACACCAUUCACAGUUCAUGUAACUGCACAAGAUGGUCUUAGUAUUGUCAUCCUUACUCUGUGUUACAGAGCUGUAUCAGGUCACACUGAUGUCUCAUGUCACCCCCCAGACAAAGAUUGGACAAACAAACAACAUGGUGACUGGGGAUAUUUUUGUUAAUAUUUUAAUCAUAAUACAAUCUAUCAAUUAUUGUAUCUGUAUUAUUUCAAACCAUGUUUUAUGCAUUUCUUCAUUUUUCAUUGUGAUACAUACAGAGCAUGUUUUAUAUUUCAUUUUCUCUCUUUUUUUUUUUUUUUUGGAACUUGCAUUGUUGUGUUUACCAUUAUAUUAAAAUUGAAAAGUACUUAGCAUGGAACAAAACAAAGUCACUUGUAUUUCAUGUAAUGAAAGUCUGAAAGGCGGCAGUUGAUCAAUGAUAAAAGAAUUAACUAUCACCCAAACUUUUGAUUUAUGGUACAGUUUAAAUUGAUUUAAUUAUUUGCUUUUUGGGUGUUAUUUUUUUUUUUUAUUAAGGAUAUAAUUUCUUUGCUUUUUACACAGUGUGUGUUUUAUUAGCUUGCUCUAAAAAAAUAAGAUUUUAAUUUAGUGUAGUAAAUCAAUUUGUGAUGAUUUUUGGUCAAAGAUUUGUAUUUUCCCAGUAGAAGGACACAUUUUUCAUCCAAGAAAUUUAAAUGUUGUCAAUAAAUUUUACAAUGAAAUUUUGGUCAGUGCUGUUGUUUAUAACCAUUCAAGUUGACAAAUGUUGUUCAGUACAACAGAGAUUUCAUUCUUUGCAAUGCAUUUGUGUGUAAUAAACAACAAAAGCACAAACAAAA